Messenger RNA from Epinephelus lanceolatus (giant grouper), 2862 nucleotides. Its product is annotated as helix-loop-helix protein 2-like. Gene Ontology annotation, molecular function: protein dimerization activity; DNA-binding transcription factor activity, RNA polymerase II-specific; RNA polymerase II cis-regulatory region sequence-specific DNA binding. Gene Ontology annotation, biological process: regulation of transcription by RNA polymerase II. The record is from RefSeq and is a predicted model, not a curated record. Lineage: Eukaryota; Metazoa; Chordata; Actinopteri; Perciformes; Serranidae.
CCCCUCCGUCCCUGAAGUGAGCCUUUAUUAGUCGGGAUCGUUUGGAUCUUAUCUCGCAUAUGACACUCGGUGGAAGAAAGACUGGAGGAAAAAGGAGAGAGGGGAUUAUCUGUGAGCUGCCUUCCGAUCCGCUCCAUCCUGACACGGGAGAGCCUCGCUUAUCUCGCCCCUUUAUCCCCAUCUUCCACAGGCGCAUGGACCAGUAGCCCCGGCUGCACUUUCUCCACUAUCUGCCCAUCUCUUCUAUUGUCUCUCCAUCGCUGGGAUCACACGGGGGGGCUGACUGAUCCCUACUCACAUCAUCAUUAUCUUUAUUUUCUUUCAUCUUUUUCUGAUCUAAUCAUCUGUAAGACUUCGGAACUGUUCUGAUGUGCAGAAACAUUCCCCCUGCUUGACGUUUGAUCCCUGCGUGAUUCCCAUGCUGCAAGUUUCAACCUGAAAAAAGUCAAAUUAGUUUCUUUAUUUAUUUCUUUUCCGUGAAAAGGUGCAUCUCUUGAACAUCUGAUGGUUGUGACUGUGGAAUAUGAGUUAAUUUGGAGUUGAGGCUCCGCUCCUGAGCGUUUUUAAGUUCCUCUCCAGAAGAUUUUGCCUCCCAACUCUUUGUCAAGUACAGGUUCCUAAGGAGGAGAGAGGGCCAACACCGGAGAAUAAAAAUGAUGCUGAGCCCGGACCAGGCUGAGGCGGACCUCUCCUGGACUCAGUCCGACCCGGAGACGAUGCUCAACGGCCUCAAGUCGGCCGGCUGCACCUCAGACGAGCCGGCGGAGGGUGAGGAGAGGGCCAAAUGCAAAGCCGACCAGCCCCUGAGCAGGGAGGAGAAGAGGAGGAGGCGGAGGGCCACGGCCAAGUACCGCUCGGCCCACGCCACCAGAGAGAGGAUCCGGGUGGAGGCGUUCAACGUGGCCUUCGCGGAGCUGAGGAAAUUACUGCCCACCUUGCCCCCGGACAAGAAACUCUCCAAGAUCGAGAUCCUCAGACUGGCUAUAUGCUACAUCUCCUAUCUCAAUCACGUGUUGGAUGUUUAAAAGUGAGAGAGACAGAGGUGCUUUGGUUUGGGUUGACUGGACUCAGGCGCGUGCUGGGCGUCAAUUGGGUAUGGCAAGGUUGGCAGAUAGGGUCGACUGAUAAUGGAGGGGUUUAAAGCAGAUAUUUUUAUAGCCUUUCACAGCUGAUAUUGAAAUAUGUCAAUUGCAAGGUGAAAAAAAAUGAGUCAGGAACUUUUUCUGCCACAUAAGACAAGUUAGAAAUUAAAAAAAGGCUGACUGGACAUUUAAUUUAUGAUAUAUAGCCUUGUUCAUGCAUGAUUUUAAUAAACUUGCAAAUAAAAAAUGACAAUAUCAGCUUAGAUAUCGGUCUAACACACGUGUCAUGAUCAAAUCUUUACAGUUUUAAUUUCUAAUAAAAUCAUCUGAUUAAAAAAAAAGGGCCAAAAAAAUGAAACACUUUCUCCUACCAAAAUAAAAGCAUCUCGUCCCGGAUGCUGGGGCUUUGCCAUACCUUCCAGCUGACUGAGUUGACCCCCAGUGUGAGUCCAGUGUUGGUUAUCCUGAUGGCGGUGAUGGUGUAAAGUUGUAGGGGAAAACUGCUCCGAGUGAAAGCCUCAACUUUGAGUCCAGACCGCUCACUGAACAAAAGCAACAAGCGCAGAGUCGUUUGAGCUGUUAGAUGCAAUAAUGAGAAUAAUUAUUAUUAUUAUUAUUAUUAUUAUUAUUAUGCGACGUACAGUGGGGGAGGAUGGGCUGCCUGCAAGAGCCCCGCAGGCAUCCAUGUUCCCCUCCCAGAGGAGAUGCAGGGGAGAGAAACAUGUGGAGGGUUAUCAUCAAGAAUUUGGAUUUCAGGGAAACUUUAAAAAAUCACCCCAAUAAAUGAAAUAUUCAAAACGACCUCCUCCCCUCGCUGUGUCAAUUUGAGGUCUAAUAAAACAAACACUGGGGUAUUUCCACAUCGAAAUGAAAGGAUGUAAACGAUAGCUGCUUUAGAUCUAGUUUAGACGAUGUUUUCCGUAAAGGAAGGAAAAAAAAUGCGUAAGUGCCACUUAUGACAUAUAAAAUUGUGACCUUAAUCAUUUUUUAAAAGUGUAUGGAAUUAUUUAUUUAAUUGUGUUAAUAUUUAAGGCUUAUUUAUUUAUGUUGAUAUCAUAGGCUGGCGUCUUUUUGUAUAAAUGUAUAUUGUUUGUUGCUUCUAUAUUUUAGGCUGUGAAACUUGGAAAGUGAUGGUGUUCUACUCUUAAAAAAAUGGCACUUUCUGUUAAUCCAUAGCAUAAGUUAUUUGUUUGAUGUAUGUUUGAUGUAUGUCAUUAUCAUUUUGUUUUUAAUGUCACGUCUGUUGCCUAUCAAUAGCAACGAUAAGCACUUCAAAAUGGGGCUCAGUGGCCCCAUAAAUGUUUAUUUCCCUAAAUUGUUGUGUUCAGAGGUUGCUCGAAUAGAAUAAGAAUUUGGGCUGCUUAAGAAAUUUGCAUUAAAUUUAAGAAGAAAAAAAAAUGUGGAGAAUAAUUAUGACAAACAGUUUCUACCACCAAGGGGGUUAUCAUUCAGAUGCAACCCUCUUUUUUUGCUGUUACCAAAAAAAAAAAAUAAUUUCGAAAAAUAGCCUGAAUCUAUUCUCUUCAAUGUUUUGAUGUUAUAUUUUGGUUUAUUUAUUUGUCUCUGCUUUGUAUGACGAAAUUCAAUAAGUAAUUUUAUAGUGAAGAAAAAAAAACAUAUCCUCUAUCCAAAGAUUUUUUGUCUCUUCAGGGUUGUGUAGGCUACUUGUUGCUUUAUGCAGAUCUUUUGUAGUAGAGGUGUCGUGUGACAGCUGGUUUCUAAUGGACAAACUUUUCAUAUUUUCCGGUGUUAUUUUUAAUUAAAACCGAAAUACUUGAAA